Molecule: messenger RNA, 367 nt
Organism: Paramecium pentaurelia
Lineage: Eukaryota; Ciliophora; Oligohymenophorea; Peniculida; Parameciidae
Source: the annotation of a GenBank genome assembly
AUGGCAGAUUUUCCAAUUAUUGUUAAACAAAAAUCAAGAAUUGAUCACUUGUUCAAAAGUAUUUUCUAAUUUUUCGAGCAGUUAGGAAUUCUAAAUCAAUAUAAUAUGAACCCCUAACUAUUCCUAAACUCCAACCUUUAACUUAAAAUCAGGUUUUAGAAUUACAGACAUAGAUGGCAUUCGACAAAAGCAAUACUAUAUGAUUGCAUAAUUCAUCAGAUGAUAAAGAAUUUAUAACGGAACCUUCUAAGAGAUGUUUGGUGUUCUGAGACUUUUUAAGUUAACAAAAAAGUAGGUAGGUAAGGUUAUUUCCUCUAACAAAGUUCAUCCUAGAAUGCCUUCAAAAGAAUAAUUAAACUAUCAGUGA